GGAAGCUUCUGUGUCAGGGAGGAGAAGGAAGUUGCAUGGAAGUCACAAGAGGCCACGCUCAGGUCUCAUCCUUUGAACGCGUAAGCACACACCAAGAGAGAAACCUAAUUAUUUAUAACUAAGAGAGAGUCUUGUGGCCUUUCUUUGACUCAUCAGUUAGAUCUUCAUUUCCCAACUAACCCUUUGAAAACUGGAAUUAAAUUUCGUCAAAUUAGAAGAAAAGUAUAACCCUAAACGCCCAAAUCUCGUUUCCUUUCUAACUAUAAAUCUCGUUGAUUUUCUUUAUUUUAUUGUUUCACACUGGGAUAAAGGUUUGAAUCGACACCAUGAACGUAACAUCUUGCUCUGGGCUUCUUUCUGCUUCCCAUCCUCAGUAUUUCAAUCCUAACUUCUCAAGGUCAUGCGCUAAGACCACUUCUCCCAUUGGAUCUUCAUCUCAAGCACACACUUAUCUAAGUUCUUAUUCAGCUGUUAAACGAGCUGGCAUUGUUGGGGUACCUUAUCUUUUUGGUCCUGCUCAGAAGAGAAGUGUAGUUGGGAAAACAUAUUGUGCUAUGGGAGUAAGCACACAUGGAGAAAAUGUUGCAGAAUAUCAGCCUCAUUUACAUGCCGCAGAAGAUAAGGUUGGGGUGCUUCUUCUGAAUCUUGGAGGGCCAGAGACACUUCAUGAUGUUCAACCAUUUUUGUUCAAUUUAUUUGCUGAUCCUGACAUCAUACGACUCCCAAGGCUGUUUCGGUUUCUUCAGUGGCCCCUGGCAAAAUUAAUUUCUGUAGUACGAGCUCCCAAAAGCAAAGAAGGAUAUGCUGCCAUAGGAGGUGGCUCACCUUUGCGGAAAAUAACAGACGAGCAGGCACAUGCACUUAAAAUGGUUCUGCAGGAAAAGAACUUACCUGUGAAUGUCUAUGUUGGAAUGCGGUAUUGGUACCCAUUCACAGAAGAGGCCGUUCAGCAGAUUAAGAGAGACAGAAUUACAAGGCUUGUUGUGCUGCCACUUUAUCCGCAAUUUUCUAUCUCUACAACUGGAUCAAGCAUCCGUGUUCUCCAGAGAAUAUUCAGGGAAGAUGCCUAUCUGUCAAGGCUGCCUGUUUCUAUCAUUCGGUCGUGGUAUCAACGAGAAGGUUAUGUUAAAUCCAUGGCUGACUUGAUUCAGAAAGAGUUAGAUAAAUUCUCAAAGCCUGAUGAGGUGAUGGUAUUCUUCAGUGCCCAUGGGGUACCUGUCAGUUAUGUUGAAGAUGCUGGUGAUCCAUAUAAAGAUCAGAUGGAAGAGUGCAUCUACCUAAUCAUGCAGGAAUUGAAAUAUAGAGGAAUUGAUAACGAUCAUACUUUGGCAUACCAGAGUCGAGUUGGGCCUGUACAGUGGCUGAAGCCCUACACUGAUGAAGUUCUUGUUGAACUCGGCAAGAAAGGUGUGAAGAGUCUCCUAGCUGUUCCAGUAAGCUUUGUAAGUGAGCACAUAGAAACUCUUGAAGAGAUUGACAUGGAGUACAAGCACUUGGCCCUUGAAUCUGGCAUUGAGAACUGGGGACGCGUCCCUGCCCUGAACUGCACCUCCUCCUUCAUCAAUGAUCUAGCAGAUGCAGUGAUAGAAGCCCUACCUUCAACAAUGGCUAUAUCUAACCCAAGCAACUUCUCUGAAGGAAAUGAGGAUGACCCAGUGGAAUAUGCUAUCAAAAUGUUCUUCGGUUCAAUCUUAGCAUUUGUGUUGGCUCUUUUCCCCAAAUAUGGUACUCGAAUUCAGGAAUCAUCUCCUUUGAAGGUGGAAAAGAAGUUGUAAGAGAGCUGAAUUGUUGAAUCUGUUGUUUCACAGCUGAGAUUCAUAUAAGCUGCUCAUUCUGAGAGAUUAGAAGUUCAAACAUAGGAACAGAGUCUGUGCCUCCCCUUUUUUUGGCUUUGGGAUAGGGUUUAAAUGCCCAGAUCAACCAAGAAUAUUGUUUUUUUAAUAAGAAAGGUGGUAUGGGUAAUUUUUUUGUAAUGAAAGAGUUGACAUAAUCAUGGUAGACAGAUGUUUGUGCUUA
Messenger RNA from Mangifera indica (mango), 2016 nucleotides. RefSeq names its product ferrochelatase-2, chloroplastic-like. Lineage: Eukaryota; Viridiplantae; Streptophyta; Magnoliopsida; Sapindales; Anacardiaceae. Gene Ontology annotation, molecular function: protoporphyrin ferrochelatase activity. Gene Ontology annotation, biological process: heme biosynthetic process. The record is from RefSeq and is a predicted model, not a curated record. The transcript has 9 exons. Bases 327 to 1775 code for a protein of 482 amino acids.